AAUCUAAACUCUUCAGGUAAGACUUCCAGCAGCACAGACGGGCCCAAGUUCCCCGGGGACAAGAGCUCAACAGCCCAGAACAACAACCAGUUGAAGAAAGGCAUACAGGUGUUACCGGACGGUCGCGUGACGAACAUUCCUGGGGGCAUGGUAACAGACCAGUUUGGGAUGAUUGGCUUGUUAACGUUCAUCAGGGCAGCGGAGACAGACCCUGGCAUGGUGCACCUGGCACUGGGCAGUGACCUGACAACACUAGGACUCAACCUCAACUCGCCAGAAAACCUGUACCCCAAGUUUGCAUCUCCCUGGGCGUCAGCACCGUGUCGACCCCAGGACAUCGACUUCCAUGUUCCAUCUGAGUAUUUAACCAACAUUCACAUAAGGGACAAGCUUGCUGCAAUCAAACUGUCUCGGUAUGGGGAGGACCUGCUGUUCUAUCUUUACUACAUGAAUGGAGGAGACCUCCUCCAGCUGCUGGCAGCAGUAGAGCUCUUCAACCGGGACUGGCGGUACCACAAGGAGGAGCGUGUGUGGAUCACGCGGGCGCCGGGCAUGGAGCCCACUCUGAAGACCAACGCCUAUGAGAGAGGCACCUACUACUUCUUUGAUUGUCUUAACUGGAGGAAAGUAGCCAAGGAGUUUCAUCUGGAAUACGAGAAGCUAGAGGAGAGACCCCACGUGCCAUCCACCUUCAACUACAACCCAGCUCAGCAAGCCUUCUGAGAGACUUCCUUCCCCUCGUUCUCAGUCCACCAUGGGAUCCUAGACCUGGUUAGAGUUCUGGUCCCUGGCCCUGGUUCCUCACAGCAGACAGACGGACAGACCUACAGACAGCGAAUGCCGGUGUGGCUGGCUCAGGCAUCCUGCUUUUUAUUCCUCGAUCCACCGUCUGGCAAAUUGACUUUAGGCCAAAUGGAGGGAAAUCCGGCGACCAUUUUGGCUCCGAGCAGGUCCUUCUUCCCCUGAACUGAAUGAUGUGCCGCCCAAUCAGACGCUGGUUUCUCUUUUUUUAAAUAUAUAUAUUUUUUCUUUUCCCAGUUUUUUUCCUGACCUUGUCCCUUUUGUUUUGGUUGGUUGUCAAUUUGAAAACAUUCAGAACCUUUUUGUUUACGCCUCAUUCUUCAGACCUCCCCAUUGGUCACGAAGCACCGUGACAUCAUAAUACACACACAGACCCUCUGACAGUGAAGGAACAAGGUUGAUCUGUCAUUAUCCAACAGAAGUGUUCAAAGAACACAGUGACCUGCAGAUAAUACCUCAACACAAUGUUACUGUAGCAGAGUGGAAGACCCACAGACAGACAGACAGACAGACAGACCCACAGACAGACAAGAGGCCAGGAGAAAAUGCAAUGUUCAUAUUGUAGCUCUAUUUCGUAAUAAAAGAACACAAAAGA
Molecule: messenger RNA, 1396 nt
Organism: Oncorhynchus tshawytscha (Chinook salmon)
Lineage: Eukaryota; Metazoa; Chordata; Actinopteri; Salmoniformes; Salmonidae
Product: CCR4-NOT transcription complex subunit 2
Biological process (GO): regulation of DNA-templated transcription; nuclear-transcribed mRNA poly(A) tail shortening; regulation of stem cell population maintenance
Cellular component (GO): CCR4-NOT core complex; P-body
Source: RefSeq, a predicted model, not a curated record